AUGCGUCUUGCACACCGUCUGCUCAUGGCUACCCCAGCCUCGAUUGGCUCCAAAUCCAGUCUUAGCGAAGCUCUCGCCCUUCUCCCCCCGCUGCAGCUCUACCGGCGCAUCCUGCGCGUGCAUCGCAAGCUUGACCCGGAGCUGCGCGUCUUGGGCGACUCAUACGUGAAGAAGGAGUUCCGGGCGCAUCGGACUGCGGAGAAUCCACUACACAUUAUCGGAUUCUUGACGGAGUGGCAACUAUAUGCGCAAAAAUUGGAGGGUGAUAACUGGGCGGGAGAGAAGCUGGACAAGUCCAAAUUGGACAAGCUGAGUGACCAACAAGUUGGACAGCUGUUUGAGUUGAUGCAGGCCAUCAAAAAUUCCGAGGAAGACGGUGAAGGCGAGAAGCAAUGA
Molecule: messenger RNA, 396 nt
Organism: Penicillium daleae
Lineage: Eukaryota; Fungi; Ascomycota; Eurotiomycetes; Eurotiales; Aspergillaceae
Product: succinate dehydrogenase assembly factor 3
Exons: 3
Coding region: 1-396 (131 amino acids)
Biological process (GO): mitochondrial respiratory chain complex II assembly; succinate metabolic process
Cellular component (GO): mitochondrion; mitochondrial intermembrane space
Source: RefSeq, a predicted model, not a curated record